CGCCGCACGAGCUACCUACUCCGCAAGGCCCCAUCCAUCAAACAAUCCAGACCUGCCUAGCAUCCUCACUAAGCCCCUCCUCCAAGCGUUGACAUUGACAAACAACAACAACUACUACACCACCACCACCACCACCACCCAGCCCCCGGCCUUGGCCUUGGCCUUGGCCAUGGCCUUGACCUUUCCCCGUCCCCCACCAUCGCCUCGUCCUCCUCGCACAAACGCAAAGGCCAUCCAUGACCCGACCGAGACCGAAAUCGUUGUUCCCCGGUGCACGCACGCGCAACCCCCACGGCUCACGAUCCCGAUCGCUUUUUCCCUUCCCCCCGCCCAAGCCGUUUGCGGUAUCGGUAAAGCGCCCUCCGUACCGUACUGUCCACGGUCAACGUAACCAUAACCGAGGCCAUCAUCGCCCUCUUGGCACCCGUCGCCUGUCGCCUGUUACUCGGGAAACCUGGCCACUUCUACAUGCGCGCUCCGUGUUUCUCGCCCCGGUUCAUCCCGGGCUAAGACGGUUGCGUGAGCGGAGGAAGGGGAUGUGGGAGGUGAGACCGGGGUCGGAGCCGGUCGCUUGCGCAUACCGGGUUGCUUUCGCUAUGAAGCCGAGGGUGCGCGGGAAGUGGAGCCCCGGGGCUUGGGGGGAAUUUAACAGGUUGUGUGGGAACGGGCUGGUCGGCGAUGUGAAUUGGUCCGAGGGGUUGGGUAGUAAUUGGGGGUUGUGUCUGGAUGGGAAGGAGGGAGAGUAGAGAUGAGGGGAGGGGAGCUGCUGCUGCUGCUGCUGGGGUUGGAUUGUGAUUAUGGCUUGUGUUCUUGUGGGUUGUCAGCUGGAACGGUUGUAGUGUUGUA
Molecule: messenger RNA, 846 nt
Organism: Aspergillus brunneoviolaceus CBS 621.78
Lineage: Eukaryota; Fungi; Ascomycota; Eurotiomycetes; Eurotiales; Aspergillaceae
Exons: 1
Coding region: 237-746 (169 amino acids)
Source: RefSeq, a predicted model, not a curated record